Angiostrongylus costaricensis is the source of this 654-nucleotide messenger RNA. The record is from the annotation of a GenBank genome assembly. NCBI's taxonomy places the organism in Eukaryota, Metazoa, Nematoda, Chromadorea, Rhabditida, Metastrongylidae.
AUGCAAUGUUACUUAGACGAUUUGCGGGAAUCGGAAGUUGAAACAGCUUUGGAAGCGUUAUCAAACUACGAUCACGGUAGCGAAGAAAAGGAAUUGAUGGCUCAAAGAAGAAGUCCAGAAAAUAUGGAAGGUGCCCAAGCGAAGUUGAAAGAAGAAGCCGACCUUCUAACGGCAUAUGACAUAAUCGCUGACGCAUCUCCUCUUAGCACUGCUCUUAGCGGUAGCGUUUCGUGGUACAGCAUGCCCUGUUCCGAGACCGAAAUCGAAAUACCACCGACACUCUACUUGGGCGGUAUCAGGGUAGCCGACUCUCUUGAAUGUCUACACAGAUUGCCUUAUGUUGAGCUGUGUCCCGUUGAGAAUUUCGACAAUCCAAACGUCAGAUUAAUUUGCAAAGGAAUUACGAGUAGUGAAAAGGACUCCGAUGAAGACAAUUACGAAUGCUCCUAUUAUUCGGACGGUCCAUCAGAAACGAAAGUGACCAUGAGUAAUAUGGAUGCAGCCAGCGAAAAUGAUGGUCAGUUGGUUGCCAUUGUUUUAAUAAAGGUUGAUGAAGCUCUACUUUUUGUAGAAGAAUUUAUCACUAAGGAAGCAAUAUUCACGAAAACCGAACCUGUGCAAAUCGAAGCACGUCGAACACGAAGCAACCGUUGA